AUGUCCCAGACGUACGAAGCAGAAAAACAGGUAGCCGUCGCCGCCGUCAGGCGUGCAUGUGCCCUGACUGCCUCGGUCUUCAACAAGCUCGUCAAGAACGAGACAUUGACGAAGGAGGACAAGAGCCCGGUCACGAUUGGGGACUACUCCGCACAAGCUGUCAUCUGCACCAUCCUCAGCCGCGCUUUCCCGGACGACCCUAUCGUCGGCGAAGAAGAUGCCGCCGACCUGCGUCCCGAAAGUGGCGCAACUUUACGCAAUCGCAUCGUCGACCUCGCGAAUGAAACGCUCACGGCGCCACUGCAACACGGGGAGAAGGAGGAGUGGGGGCUAGGUCCGAGCCACGCCCAGAGCCCGGAGCAGAUCAUGGACAUCAUCGACCGCGGGAACUAUGGUGGCGGCCAGACAGGACGUUUCUGGACACUCGAUCCGAUCGACGGCACGAAGGGCUUCCUCCGUGGCGAGCAGUACGCCGUCUGCCUCGCGCUCAUCAAAGAUGCACGCGUUGAGCUUGGUGUCAUGGGCUGUCCGAACCUCCUGGUGGACACUUCGAACGCUGACGGACCGCGCGGCUGCGUGUUCGUUGCGGCGCGUGGCGAGGGUGCGUGGCAGCUCCCGCUUGCCGCGAGCGAUACGAGUGCACCUGUGCGCCUGACUAUCCCGGCGUUCACGAAGGACACGCUCAACCUGCUCGAGAGCGUCGAGAAGGCACAUUCGAAGCUCUCGUUCAACGAGCGCGUCGCAGAGCUACUCGGCGUGACGCGUGCGCCGACGCGCAUGGACAGCCAGGCCAAGUACUGCUCGCUUGCCCGCGGCGACGGCGGAGUCUACCUGCGCAUGCCCACCGGCACCGGGUACAGGGAGAAGAUUUGGGACCACGCGCCUGGAUCUGUUCUGAUUGAAGAAGCGGGCGGGGUGAUCACUGACUCUCGAGGCCUGCCGUUGGACUUCAGCCUUGGUCGCACCCUCGGCGAGAAUUUUGGUGUGGUAGCUGCAGGCAAGGCUGUUCACACCCAAGUGCUUGAGGCCGUGAAGAAGGCCAAAGAGGAGGAAUCUGCACGGUAA
Molecule: messenger RNA, 1065 nt
Organism: Phanerochaete carnosa HHB-10118-sp
Lineage: Eukaryota; Fungi; Basidiomycota; Agaricomycetes; Polyporales; Phanerochaetaceae
Exons: 4
Coding region: 1-1065 (354 amino acids)
Biological process (GO): sulfate assimilation
Molecular function (GO): 3'(2'),5'-bisphosphate nucleotidase activity
Source: RefSeq, a predicted model, not a curated record